AUGUCUAGAAGAAUCAUGUGGGCAGCUAUUGAGCAAACAUGUCUGGAGAACAAUCACACGAUUGGUCCCUUCGCAAGAGCAUCUGGAUACGGAUACAUAAAUAAUAAUGCUUAGAUAGUUGUAUUGUGUAAAAAGAGGAAUGGGGGAUUAGAACAGGGAAGUCUGGUCGUAGCUUUUGUGCAUAGUCAAGGGAAAAUGUCACAACUCAAUCUCAACUUAGUAAAUGCAAGAUAAAUGAACUGUAUCAUUGCUUCAUUAAUCAUCCGAAUAUAACAAUAAAGACAUAUAUAUCAAAUAGGUAAAUGUGGGGGAACAACAUUUAAAUUCUGACAGUUGUGUUGUUAUAUUACGUGUUAAUUCAAUCAGGAAAUAAAAUCACGCAAGAAUGUGACGUCACGGCAUAGACACUCUUGAGGAGUGGCGCUCACAGCGAAUAACGGACACUGUCCAUUUACAUCCAAUCGUUUAAUUCAUCUCUCAAUCACGAUUGAUCUGCUGAAGAGAGCUUCAAUAUAAAGAUUGUUUAUUCUCUAUAAAUCAUCGCCGGUGUAUUUGAUUGAAAUCGCUGCACAUCUGUGAAAAUCUCCGAUUAAAGCAACACAAGCUAUGGGAGGCAAUUCCAAUGACGACCAGGCAGUUUUAGAGUCCACCGACUCUACAGCCUGGUUUCGCAGCUACUUGCAUGGAGGAACCUCCAGCCUCAUUUCCACCUUGACCACCAUCAUCACGUUCCCUUUGUACAAGACUGUGUUUCGUCAACAGCUGCACAGCACUUUAGUACGUGAAGCCGUGGUCCAGUUAUUUAAAGAGGGUCCGCUGAAACUGUACCGUGGUGUAGCUCCACCCCUCCUGAUGAGAUCUCUCAAUGGCACGCUCCUGUUUGGCCUCCAGGACACUUUCCUACAGAAGCUCUCCUUUUGGGCCGAGCCUCCUCUUCCUCGAAAUCUCCUGCCGUCUAUUGCUGGUUUAGGUGCGGGUGUGGUGGAAGCCGUUGUCUUUACUCCUUGUGAACGUGUGCAAAACCUCCUGCAGAAUAGCAGGAAUGACAGCAGCCUUCCUACUAUAAGAAGUGUAUUGCUCAAGUUAAGUUCGAGACCAUUAGCAUCAGGGUACUACACGGCAUUCCUACCUAUACUUGUCCGUAAUGCCUUAGGAAACAGUCUCUAUUUUGGCCUAAAGGACCCAAUGUCUAAAGCACUCAGGGAUUAUGGCUUUUCUCCUGUAGCGUCAUCCUUUAUAUCAGGAGUGUUAAAUUCAAUGAUGAUUAGUCUACCACUGUAUCCUCUUUCUGUGCUGGUGGCGAACAUGCAAGCUCAAGUAGAAGCAGACAGAGGAGUAAAACGCAGUUGGCAGCGGCUUUGGGCAGCCCGUAACCGUAGCCUGGUUCUUCUCUAUCGCGGAGGUGGCUUGGUCAUCUUUCGCUCCUGCAUUACCUGGGGCAUCACUACUGCCAUAUAUGACCAGUUGAAAAGACACUCAAGAUGAUAAACCGUAGUGAUGCAGUCAGCGAGAAAUCAGUGAUUUCCUUAAUAACCAAAAUCUCAGGUUUAUAUUAACAUUGUUUUGCACAAACCUAAGAGACCAAACAUUGAAGUUUUGCAAUGAUGUAGGCCUAUUGUCACAAUCUGCUAAAAUAUUUAUUAAUGUUACGCACGCAAUAUAGUAAACAUGAUGUACAUACGUUUUUUAUUUAAAGAAUGAAAGAAUUCUGACCUUGCAUAGUGUUGAACUGAAAUGCGAAAUAAACCAUUUAAGUAUUACAGGAAA
This is a messenger RNA of Misgurnus anguillicaudatus (oriental weatherfish), 1767 nucleotides long. Its product is annotated as solute carrier family 25 member 53. Gene Ontology annotation, cellular component: mitochondrion. The record is from RefSeq and is a predicted model, not a curated record. Lineage: Eukaryota; Metazoa; Chordata; Actinopteri; Cypriniformes; Cobitidae. Gene Ontology annotation, molecular function: NAD transmembrane transporter activity.